This is a messenger RNA of Cheilinus undulatus (humphead wrasse), 1653 nucleotides long. Its product is annotated as protein ALP1-like. The transcript has 3 exons. The coding region runs from base 61 to 1308 and encodes 415 amino acids. The record is from RefSeq and is a predicted model, not a curated record. Lineage: Eukaryota; Metazoa; Chordata; Actinopteri; Labriformes; Labridae.
UAGACGUCGCUGCUCAGUCAAAACAUUAGUCUUAAUUUGAUUUUAAAGAGUUUCUUUAGGAUGGAAGAAAAGUGUACGCUUCUCUAUGGGCUUUUCGAGCUGUUCAGACGUCGUAGUCAAAGUCAGCUGAGGCGAUGUCUGAAACUCCUGGAGAUGAGAAAAAGGAGAAAGAGGAGGAGAGCUAUGGUGUUUUUACCUGCUGUUCUAGCCACGGGACAGGAGAGGAAACUAUGGAUGCAUGUGAGGAGUCAGGACUGGUGGAGCAGAGUAGAAACCGGAUUAUUUACUGACGAAGAGUGGCUGUCUUGUUUCCGCAUGAGACGAAGGACUUUUGAUUUGAUCUGUGGGAAACUACGACCCUUCCUCCAGAAGAAGAGUACUCAGCUGCGCCAGGCCAUACCGCUGGAAAAGAGAGUAGCGGUGGCGAUUUUAUACCUCGCUUCAGGAUCUGAUUUUAAAACCCUGUCUGAGUUGUUUGGUAUUGGCAAGGCAACAGUGUCCAGUAAUGUCUGGGAGGUUUGUACUGUUAUUCGCAAACUGCAGAGACAGUUCAUCUGUUUACCCCGAGGGGAAAAGCUGCAGGAGGUCGUGGCUGGCUUUGAGGAAAAAUGGGGAUUUCCUCAAUGUGCAGGAGUCAUAGAUGUCUGUCAUAUCUCCAUCACUGCUCCUGCUAACAACGCCAAGGAUUACAGCCGGGGGAAAGGAUGCUACUCCAUCAUCUUACAGGCUGUAGUGGACCACCUCAGCCGAUUUACCAACAUCAAUGUGGGAUGGGCUGGCAGCGUGCAUGAUGCACGAGUGCUCAGAAACUCCUCGCUGUUUGAGCUGGCUGAGAGCAACAACCUCUUCCCACCAGAUGCCAGACAAAUUGAAGGUGUGGAAGUGCCACUCAUGCUGUUGGGAGACUCUGAAUACCCUCUCCUGAGCUGGCUUAUGAAGGGAUACCCGGGCGAUGGAAAUCUUACUGUAGAACAGAAAAAUUUCAAUUACAGACUGAGUCAUGCCCAAACAACGGUGAAAAACGCUUUUGGAAGGCUUAAGGGAAGAUGGCGGUGUCUGCUGAAGAGGAUGGAUGUCAACAUCUCCAGAGUUCCCACCAUCAUUAGCAUCUGCUGUGUCUUGCACAACCUGUGUGAGAUACAAGGAGAUGAGUUUCUGGACGAAUGGAUGGAGGGUGUGGACGAACCAGCAGAACUGAGGAGGUUAAACACUUCGCUUCCUCAGGAGACAGAAACAGAGCCACAGAUUGUCAGACAGGCUCUCACUACAUUUUUUACUGAGGACAGAAAGCCAGUAUUUCAGAAGUAGAAGUGGUAGAAAUGUUGCAAAAGAUGACACAUUUCAGUGAAAUGCAUAUCGUGCCAAAAGACCAUUAUUGUACAUGAAAGUUAUUUACAUUUCUGUUGCCCAGGCAUGCUUAUACUUGGAGAGUAUACAUAUUUUUGUUUUUAUUUUAUUAUUUAUGUAAAGAGAUUAUAAUGAACGAGGGGGUGACCAGCUCUCUCUACUGCUUAUGUUUCUAAGAUUUCGUUUGCCUUUCAUUCUCAUCAUGACUGCAAAGUUUGUCUAACAUAAAUGAAGCUUCAAAUGCUGCUGUUGAAUGUUUUUUGUGCAAUUGAGUAUUUCCUAUCUCUAAUUAUUCUGUUCUCUCUU